GCCCUCGCUGCACACAUUUGCUGCAGUACUCUUAGUUGGCAGGCACAGAAAAGCAGCACAAAGAGGCCAGACCAUAGUAACUACACGAUCAGCCUGUCUCCCACAGCUUUUACUUUGCCUUCAUUUUUCCUUUUGUCAUUGAUUUUGCACUUUAUGCAGUGUGUGUAAUAGCAAAUACAUGUUGGGGUACACCUGGCGGUGUGUCCAAAGAGGGGAAGAUUGCUUCGCGGGCAUUGUUUUGCCAGGUUUGAGAUGGAAACAGCAAAAGAACCACAGAAGAAAGUCUUUAAAGCUCGCAAAACAAUGAAAGCAAGUGACCGCCAACAGUUAGAAGCUGUACAGAAAGCUAAAGAGGACCUGCUUAAACCUACAGAGAUAAAGCUGGUUAAUGGAAUCCAUGAAAAUGGUGAUUUAGAUAUGAAUUAUACAAACAAUGAUAAAGAACCCAUGGAGGACACACAGAAUCUAAAUGGCAUUCUAGAUAUGAACAAUGAUCCUCACGAGGUUCCAGUUGUGAAACUGUGUGACCUAGAAGAAGGUUUUAAACCUGUUGACCAAACCAGUGACUUAAGGAUGACACUUGAUCUUGAACUUAAUGAAAGUACUGUAUGUCAAGACGAUAGUAGUAAAAUUGAGCCUACUGAGGCUGCUGUUCAAGCCUGCCCAACUAAAGAUGAUGAAGUGGUUCCUCAUGGAAGCGUAGAACAAAGUGAUUCAAGUGGACUGUUUCUGGAGGAUCUCGCUUGUGAGCCUGAAUUUUCACAGAAACAAACCCAGUCAAACAUUCCCAAUGAGGUGGAAAGUUGCAGCAUUUUAGAGGAGGAAAGUAAGUUGGAAGAUGAAAAUCCUGUGGAGGAUUCUAAUGUCCAAGAAUUGGAAAAUGAAGAUAUGGAUGUUAUUUCAGAGGAUCCUACUGCUAAUGCAGAUAGUGAAAUGGAAGACGGUAAUAUUAUUAAAGAACCUGUUGAUCCAGAGCCUGUAGAUUCUGUUGAUGUUGGAGAAAAAGAUGAUCUAUCUGAGGAGCAGGAAAUUGAAGCCAGCAAUGAGGACCUACACAGUGAAAUACAGAAUGUAGCGGAAACUGAAAACCAUACUGAAGAGCAGGAGAGAACCGAGCCUGUAAAUGAGUCGCAUGAUACUAAUGUUUUACCAGAUAUCAGUGUGUCUGAUAAUGGAUCCCCUUCACAGGCUAAUAAGGAAACUUCAGAGACCGAGGGAGAGCAACAAGAUAUUGGGGAUGAGGCUAUAUCAAGCAGCAUGGAGGUUGACCAUAACUUGAAAAAUCUAGAGCAAAAUAUUUCUUUACCUGCAGAAGCUCCAAUUGAUAAAUCUCUGUCAGAAAUAGAGACUGGCUCUGUUUUAGAAAAUACUGAUGAGAUGGAAACUGAUGAGAUUAUUCCCAUUCUUGAAAAGCUUGCACCAGUGGAAGAUGAACUUCAGUGUGUUUCAGAGGAAAAAGCAGAUGUUGCAACUGUUCCUAAUAAAGAAGAAGAAAAAAGUGAAAACAUUGCAGUUUCUCCAACUAAGAACGAUACAAAUGAGACUCUGCCAAGUGAAGCGUUUUUAGUGCUUUCAGAUGAAGAAGAACCCUGUGGUGAGAGCACGCCACUGAAAGGAAACGUGUUAACUGAUCAAGAUGAUGUGAAAGAAGUUAUUGAAGAGACAGAGGAAAGAACUAAAAAUGAACAGAAAGAGCCAGAGAAUAAAGAAGAACCACAAGCGGAGAAAAGUGAACUUUGCCGCCGGAAGCGUUCUAAGUCUGAAGAUUUGGACAGCCAGAGCUCAAAGAGGAGGCGGUUUGAGGGUGAAGAGUAUGAGGCAGAACUAAAGGUUAAAAUCACAGCUGGUGAUAAUCUGAAUGAGAAACUGCAGAAGGUGAUCCAGAGAAUGUUUGAAGAAAAGCUCAGUGCAUUGCAGUGUUUGGACUUUGACAAAGCAUUAGCUGACCUGAAAUCAAGAGUGGAGAAAAUUCAAUGUAAGAAACAUGAGACUGCUCUGCAAACCAUGCAGGCUAAAAUUACUCGUUUAACAAAGCGCUUUGGGGCAGCGAAGGAGGACCUAAAGAAGAGACCUGAGCAGACCACAGCCAACCAGCCUGCAUCACCAGUGAAAUGUACAGUAAAUGAUUCUGCUCAAAACGCUAAUACAGCAAAUAUCAGAAAUGCUGGCACAGUGAGGCAAAUGUUGGAAACAAAGCGAAGUGUGGGAGAUACUGGCAUAGUAAAUGUCCCAUCUUCACCUACAGCUGUGACUUCUGCACCAAGCACACCUAAUUUAACCCUUCGCACGUCAAGCACCACACAGAUGCCCAUGAACCAGUCUCCUGCCAGUAACGCACUACAAAUGCGGCCACCACCUGAUUGGAAAUUAAUUCAGCAGAAAAUUAAUGCUUCCACUAUUGGAGCAUCUCAAAGUACUCUGAGCAGUCAAUCCAAACCUAUACCACCAGUUACUACGGCCCCAGUUUUGACUCCAGUCCUUUCUGCUUCUACUACUGCAACUGUUGUUGGAAACAGCCAGGUGUCUACUAGCAACACCCAGCCAGUGUCCAUGUCUCUUCAGUCUUUGCCCGUCAUUCUCCAUGUUCCAGUUGCAGUACCUUCUCAGACACAGCUCUUACAAGGCACAACAGGAACAUUGGUGACCAAUCAUCAAUCUGGCAAUGUGGAGUUUAUCCAAGUACAAAAUCAGCCCACAGUCAGUAAUCUUACAAAAACCCCUGUGUCUCUACCUGUUACUAAAGCAAUGAACAGCCCUUCAAUGUCCAGCUCGGGCAUCCAGCGCAAUUCUUCAGCUAAUUCAAUGAAUUCUCCAAUGACUGUGCAGGCUAUGCCAACACAUUCACUUAAUUUAUCCUCGAGGCAAUCCCUGCCAAAUGUUGGAACGUCUGGUGCAUACAAUCAAGCAAGUAAUCGAAAUACGACGCCGUUAAAAUCUCCAGUGUCUGCAUUUAGCACCACCACCACAAGUGACUCGCCCUCUGGAGGUAGAUCAGAAUUACAGAUUAAUCGGACACCAACAGCAGAGACUGCUUCAAACAAGCGUUGCUUAACAGAUGGUACUGCACAGGCCGGCAAAGGUGCAACUGGUGUUAUUGACCUUACACUGGAUGAUGAAGAUGCUCAAAUGUCCACUCGUGUAGAUUCAAGAAGGAGCAAUGCUCCAUCUAUACCAACAAGUACACAAUCAUCGCAGCCGAUGGGUCGCCAGCUCCAGCAGGCAAACACUGUGCAGACCUCAUCUGCUUCUGCUGGGCUGCCAUCUCAAGCCACUAUACAUGUUUUACCAACAGCCCAGACAACUGUUAAUAUAACACAACGGCCAGGAACCCAGACUACACCAAGAGCUGCAGCUCCUCGAGCAUCAAGCAACCCACAUAUGGUUUACACUACAACUGCCCUCCCAACAGUACCUUCACAGACUCCUAUACGCAACACAGUCAUGCAGAGCCAAAACCUGCGGCAGAUCAGUCCGCAAACUGGAGGAGUGUCUGUAAGAAUGCCACAAACUGCUGCAUAUGUAGUAAAUAAUGGGAUGCCUAUCAGUUCUACUGGACCACAACUCACAGUUCAUCAUCGACCUCCACAAGAACCUGCAAGGCCAAUCCACCCAGCCCCGCUUCCUGAAGCUCCUCAGCCCCAGCGACUUCCACCUGAAGCUGCUUCAACAUCUCUUCCUCAGAAACCUCAUCUGAAAUUAGCCAGAGUACAAAGCCAAAAUGGAAUUGUUCUAUCCUGGAGUGUAUUAGAGGUAGACCGUACCUGUGCCAUUGUAGAUAGCUACCACCUGUAUGCUUAUCAUGAAGACCCAACUGCAACAUCUCCAUCACAGUGGAAAAAAAUUGGUGAAGUGAAAGCGCUACCUCUUCCAAUGGCAUGUACUCUUACACAGUUUGUUUCAGGCAGCAAAUACUAUUUUGCUGUUCGGGCAAAGGACAUUUAUGGCCGCUUUGGACCUUUUUGUGAUCCACAGUCAACAGAUGUCAUCUCUACUCAAAGCAGUUAGGAAGUAGUGGAAUUCUUCCUCUGAAGUUUUUUAUUAGAAAAGAUAUCCCGCAUGAAAUCUAUUUUAGAUGAAUUACUGGGUUUUCAUAAUGGAAACCAUGUACAGCACUUGUCUAUUGUCACAAAUUAGCUUGCAUUUCUGCCAAGAACUUUUGAAAUGUCUUUUUGUUAAGACCAAUCUUCUGCAGAAUGUGAAUUGAUUUGAAAUGGUUUCUUUGACUUCACUAAUCCUGAGUGUUUGCGUAUCAGUAGGCCAAAACCAAGCCACUUGACUGAAAUGGAGAUGACUAGCAGCUAUUGUGAAAGCUGUGUGCCAGAAACUAUUGACAGAAAUUGGAAUGUCUUGCUUUGAUACUUGGGAAUGUGUAGCUCCUAAAAUAACGAGUAUUACAGAGGAAAUCCAGUGUUUUGUGAUUUAUUCAUAUACAAAGGCAAAACUUUUAUUUAAUCCCCACUGGCUGGGGACACCGAUCAGUUGUUUGUGACACAUAAUAUGGAUUAACAAGCUAAUGUCUUGUGUUUAUUUUCUUUUUUUAUACCUUUAUGUGAACUUUUUCUUUUGUGCCUUAACUUGAAAAAGGACUGUGUUUCAGUAUUUGGUCUCUAUCCCAUCCAUCCCUUUAUUGGUCUAUUACAUUCUCCCAUAUCCCAAUGCCAAAGAGCAGUUGUUUUAAAACUCAAAAUGUUUUUAUUUUU
This is a messenger RNA of Bufo bufo (common toad), 4700 nucleotides long. Its product is annotated as activating transcription factor 7-interacting protein 1-like. The coding region runs from base 253 to 4005 and encodes 1250 amino acids. Gene Ontology annotation, molecular function: protein binding; transcription coregulator activity. Gene Ontology annotation, cellular component: transcription regulator complex; nucleus. The record is from RefSeq and is a predicted model, not a curated record. Lineage: Eukaryota; Metazoa; Chordata; Amphibia; Anura; Bufonidae. Gene Ontology annotation, biological process: regulation of DNA-templated transcription. The transcript is spliced from 18 exons.